GUCGCAAGAAACGGACGUGAGUGUCUCGAGUGUUGCCACAAGAAUCGAAAAGAAAACUCUGAACGGAAUACGAGACUUUUUUCAAGAUAUGUGAAUCAUUAGUGGAUUACUGAAAACGAAAAUAAAUACCAACGAAAAUAUUUACCACAAAUCUCAAGCAAACGAUACGCGCGCCGUGCAAACUAAUAAAAAUAAAUAUAAUACCGCAAAUAUUCAGUGUUGAGUGAUACUCGAAAAGUUGUCAAAAAUCAAAGCGAAAUUCCCAAGCAAUACAUUGGAUUAAUAAUUGGCUCCAAACCGAUUUGAUUAGCUAGCAAAAGACAAGCAGAAACAGUUUAUCAAAGCACUUGACAAAUAUCCGUUGGACUAUAAAAGCAGAAAAGCGGCUACAAGGCCGCCAAUGAAGGCUGUCCAGAUGACAGCGAUCGGGCAGCGAAUUUGACACGCACCCAAAAACUUCAAAGCGACUCGCAACCGAACCGGGUAACCCCCUAUAUAGGAUAAUCCCCCGCAGACCCGAAGAUCGAGGAGGUAUACCACCUAUACCACACCCCGUCCAGCCGAAAUCACACGUACUCAAUGUGGAAAAUGCUGGAUAUGAUGGAACUGUCCGAAGCAGAGCUCUUCAUGUUCGACUGCGACGAUUGCUCGGGCACGCCCCUCGCCCCACCGCCCCAGUUCUUCAUCCCACCGCCUCCGAGGCCGCCGGCCCUGGCCGAAUUCACGGUGGUGCCGCAGGAUUGCAACGAGGAGCAAUUGGCCCAGCAACAAUGGGAAAGCGAUGUCUGCCAGGCAAUGCCGAUCUUGGAUGCCAGCCUGUACAGCAGUCAGUCGUUGGCCACAUCGGCCAUGAUAGCCGUGUUCUCGCUGCUCUUGGUCUUGAUUGUUCUCAUCUCGUCGCUGUUCGUUUGGAAAAACAAGCGGAAGGUGCAGAAUCUGCUGCCCUGCAAGACACCCACACGCGGCCCCCUCAAUGGAGCCAUGCCCCUGGGCGGUGGCACUUUGGGAUCGGCGCACCACCAUCAUCAUCACGGGAUGUACGAGGAUCCCGAUGCGCACUUGGGCCACCAUAGACCCCUGGUGAUGCAUCGGCAUCACCAUCACCAGCAGCUGGCGCACCAUCAUCACUAUCAGCAGCAUCACUCCGAGCUGCUCCAAGGAAAGAGUAUUCACUAUCCCAGCGGCUAUCCCAUGACGCGUUCGCCACCGUUCCUGGUCAGCUCCUCACCGGGACCCGAUCCGUAUCGCUCCAAUGACAAUGUCUACGAGGAACUGGGACCGGGACGCGUUGAUUCCGAUGGCGAGUCGGAGCCGCCACUUCAUUCAGAUGACGAUUUCGCCGAGGAUGAACUAUCCCUGCCUGGCGAAUGCAGUUUCCAGAAGGAAACCAACCUGCCAGCGACAGCCGGUGCCACGCCCUAUCACGAGAGGGCGGUGGGAAGCAGCAGCAGUGGCACAGGAACAGCAGGAGUAGCGGGAGCCACUGGAGCGGUGUCUACAUCCGCUAGUCUGCCACAGGCUGUUCAGGAGCGUCACAGUGUCCUGAGCAGUGGUUCCUCAACGGGUCAGGACACCUCCACCGCGACAGCAUCCUCUGCCAGCAAUAACAAUCACGAGUUGGCAUCGGGAUCGAACAAUCGCCGUACUGGCCGCACGCGACAAAGUCGUAGCUCUCAGGAUCAGGAUCUCAACAACAGCACCUCAACGGCGGAUAUUGCCGACCUGGCGCCUCUGUACGACAACCGCAGCAAUCUAAUGUCCCUGGGCUACGUGGCCCGCUCCACAGCACCGCAAUUCUAUAACACCUUGGAGCACGAAGUGGAGCGCAGGAAUCGGAUUAAUGCGCAACUCAGCAAAGCCCCAGUUCCUCCGCUAUCCACGAUUUACAGGGAACGCAUCCGCUAUCCCCAUGCCAGCCAGCAGUAUCCGUCAAGUGUGGCCAGUGGCCUGAUGGCCGCCACGAUGAGGGCGAGAACUCAACCGAGGGUAUUGGACCGUCGAUUGGCACCACAUCAGCAUCAGCACCACCGCAUCCACGCUGCACCAAUGACCCAGGAGCCAUCCUACUGCUACGCAGAGCCCAUGUACAAUGCCAACUAUUACUACGAAAGUGCUGGUGGUGCCCGGCCCUAUGCCUCCACCUUACUAUCCACUGCCGCGGACUAUAGGCAUCCGUACGGGGACUCCAGUUUUGGAUCCGAUUCGGGAUACAGUCACCAUACGCCUGCCAGCUCGAUUGGGCGACAGGACUAUGAUGUAGCCGAGCCACAAGUGCUAACCCAACCGAAACCGAGCAAACUUAGUUCGGCCCUGAACUUCAGUUGGAAUCGCAACUCGCGGGGCAAGGGAACAAGUGGAGGAGCUAUUGCCAAGACCUCGGGAAAUAGCAGCAACAGUAGUGCCACCAGCCCCAACAACAACAGCAGCGCCUGCUCCACCGUCACAUCCCAAUUGGAGAACAACAAUACUGCCAGUCUCUCACCAGCGUAGAUAAACUAAUCAAGUAUACCCCAUGAAAUAUCCUUGUAAAUAGGGGUUUGAAAACAAAGCCCUUGUACAGUUAGUCAUAUCUCUUGAGCUAAGCAUACUAAAUAUCAAAACUGUCCUGCGUGUACAUCGUCAAAGCAAUAGUUGUUUAACCUAUAUAUACUAAACUCGAAGCGGAGAGCCCAAAGUUUCUUGAUAGGAUUAUCGGAGAUGGUUGCCAUACCACCAAGUUUUCGCUCUGUUUCAAAAGCAAGAACUUGUCGCAAAGCAAAGAACUUAUAGGUCCUAAGUGUUUUUCCAAUGUGAUUGCCAAAUUCUACAUUAUAAUACUAAACUUUAUUGAAACCUGCAAAACUAAUUUAUAAUCUAGUUAUAAAAUAGAUAUGUCCAUAAUGUUACUUUUAAGUUUAACUUUAGUUUUGUUUGUUAUUUUAGUUUUUAAGUGAAGUAGAUAAAGAGAAGAGCUCCUAAAAAAGUUGCACAGAAGGUCAACAAAAAUAUACCAAAAUAUUAAAAAAAAAAAACAAAAUGAAAUCAAUGAAAUGGUUUUUUAUUUUUUCAAAAUUUUACAAAUUUUCAGUUGCUAGUAUUUUGGGUUUUGAUGUUUAGCCAUUCCAAUUUAAACGCAGACCAAAUAUUUUUCUUUUUAAGUGUAUAGUAUACUUUUCGGCGUUGCAAUUAUCUAGACAAGAAUUCUUUUGGUCUACAUACUUUUCAGAUAAACUGUAAUGUUAACCGCUAACAAAGGCUCUGUUAGCUUACAGACAACAAAAUAUUAUAAUUUCGCGCAGCUGUCUUCUUUUAACAAUUAAUAUACGUGCACAUUGUGGUGAAAUAGUAACUUUGUUGGAUUUUGUUAACUAUAAAUGGCAGUAUGUAUUGCAUUUAACCGCAUCCUUUGAGUAACGACAACCAAAGGCUCUAAAAAGACUGUUUACAUAUAAAAGAACAACAUAUUUUACUUAUUAACGAAACAAUAAUAUACUGUGUAAACUAAAUCCUAGUUGGUAAAGCUUUGUAAACUAAAUCUUGGUAAGGAAUCCAAGCAAGAAGCGCAAACAAAAUCGGAUAAAACACCCAUUAGGUAUAUCGAGUGAACCACUUUAGCGGGUGCCCUUGUCAAUGAAUCCCCGCGACAUAGAGAACACUUCCUAGGUUGUAACAGAACUGUAAAUAGCAGAAGGGGAUCACUGUCCCCCUGCCCACGUAAUCGGUAAAUAUAUCCAUAUAUCCUCAUAGUUCCCCAGCCCAUCCAGCCCGUUUGCCUCAGCGAUGUGUGAGCGGAAGCGAAAUGUUAAAUUUUCUUAUAUGAGCACAAUGCAAUGUAUCCUAUAAACCGUAGUCUAUACAUACAUAUUCGUACGUAGAGUACAUAUAGCAUAGAAUUGAACAAUCCCAGGAGGAGAUAUGCUUAUAUUGAUAAGGGCCGAUCCCUAGACCUCCCCUCCCACGAGUAGAAACUUAAAAGGAUUAAAACUUAGUCUAGAUUAACUUCUUCAGCCAUCAGCCAUAUGAUAUGCAAUAAUUGCUUUAGAUCAAGUUCAAGUCGUUGUGAUUUUUGGAAAACAGCCUAUUGAAAUCGAAGUCUCUAUAAACAUUAUAAGGUAUGAAAAGACCCAGACAUUUAAAAUGCAGUAGCACAAUCAUCGAGCGAGUGACAAAAAACGAACAAAAAACAGCAGCUUACAAGGACUAAUCCUAAAAUUAACUAGAUGUAUGGUUAUCAGCCUAUCAUUUUAUACAAAGUAGUGUACUAUUCUCUUCCAUAUUUCUUCUCUUUUCAAAUGGUUUCCCUCAAACUCGAUUUCAAAACUAUUUUAAUUUGAAUUUUACAUAUCAACGAUCGUAUUUAUGUAAUAUAGCACACCUGGUUUCUAAUACUAUCAAUAUCAGUACAAACACUAUAUUAAAGACGACAAACUUUUAUCCUAAACUUAAACCUUCCAAGCAAACCAAACUCGAUAAGAAAUUUUCCUCCAUCGCAAGUUGUACAUACGGAUGUCAAAAAGAAAAUGUUGCUGUAGCUCUUCCAAACAAGUAAACAAUAAUUAUAAAAUGUUUAAAAAAUUCCAUAAAAACUUAAGUUGUUAGGCAGCAAACUAAAUUACUAUAGGUAUGUAAAUAAUUGUUUUCAUGUUAAUUUACUACUAAAUUUUGGACAGCAUAUCAGGCUACAGCUUCUACAACUGCUUGGAUUUAAGACAAUGAGGAGAUUCUUUUCAUUCAAAUGCAAAGUGAAAUAACUAAUUGGAGCGAUUUAAUCGAAUUUAUAAUGUUUAAUGGCAGUUAAUCGAAGUAAACAGGUGUGGAAAAAAAACUCAAACAUCAAUAUAAAUAUCAAUUAAAUUAACAAAAUGAUUAGCAAUUAAUUAUGUCCCAACAACUAGUUAGUUUAUACAUUUUUUGUAAAACAGAUUAAACAGUUAGUUACACCUUUUUCUAUAAGCAGAUAUUGAUAAUAAUUAAAAGAAAGAAAAAGAAAAUCCGAAAA
Drosophila sechellia is the source of this 4978-nucleotide messenger RNA. RefSeq names its product putative Hedgehog signaling attenuator pxb (gene pxb). The record is from RefSeq and is a predicted model, not a curated record. Bases 580 to 2490 code for a protein of 636 amino acids. The transcript has 5 exons. Lineage: Eukaryota; Metazoa; Arthropoda; Insecta; Diptera; Drosophilidae.